Centropristis striata (black sea bass) is the source of this 7470-nucleotide messenger RNA. RefSeq names its product oxysterol binding protein-like 8 (gene osbpl8). The record is from RefSeq and is a predicted model, not a curated record. Bases 397 to 3165 code for a protein of 922 amino acids. The transcript is spliced from 24 exons. Gene Ontology annotation, molecular function: cholesterol binding. Gene Ontology annotation, cellular component: cytosol; membrane; intracellular membrane-bounded organelle. NCBI's taxonomy places the organism in Eukaryota, Metazoa, Chordata, Actinopteri, Perciformes, Serranidae.
GCCGUCCACUCAAACCAAUGACAGAAUCGUACAGGCGGGCUAGUGGCUAACAAGUUAACAUAAUAUCGGUGGUCAGUAGACAGUAGAAAGCAAACCAUUAACUCGGGAUAAUUUUUAACUACCGAAAGUUUUAUAUGGGACCUAUAUGACGCCACUGGGCUGAGGAGGACGCGAGCCAUUGCAGCGGAAGCACUAAACACCACGUAAUAAACAUUAAAACGUCGUUGGCUAACAGAUAGCAGACAGACAAUCGUCCCUGAGGACUGCCUCAAUAUUUACACCCAGCGUUGUCCUUCUGUGAGCCAGUCACACAGCCUACCGGGACACCCCCAGCGAAGCAAAGAUAUGCAGUCGUCAGGGCAGCGCUGACAGGCCUGACUCUGGUUAAACACAACCAUGGAGUCCUCCUCUGAGUCCCAGCAGGAGCCUGAGAAAACUUUGCACCAUGCAGAGUUGAGAGAGCACCAUGCCACCUCCGCUGCUGUAGUGUGCGGGGAUGACACCGUCCUUCUGACCCCAGGCAGGAUGAGCCAGCGCCAGGUGAAGGAGCGGGACAAGGAAAGGGAAAGGGAGAGGGAGAAGGAGGCAGGCCUCCAAACACCCAACAGGGAGCAUGUUGCCACCCCCUCUAGCCUCAGCCCGGGGGUCAGCUACAGCCAUGGUUUCGAGAGAGGGAAGGAGGACCUCUUGCCUCUGCCUUUGAAAGAGGACUCACAUUCCAUAUCUAAGAGCAAGUCUGAAACAAAGCUGUACAAUGGCUCAGACAAGGAUGUGUCAGCAUCCGGAGGAAAGCUCACCAAGAAGGAGUCCCUUAAGGUGCAGAAGAAAAACUACAGGGAAGAAAAGAAGAGGGCGACCAAGGAGCUGCUCAGCACCAUCACGGAUCCCUCGGUCAUCGUCAUGGCCGACUGGCUGAAGAUCCGUGGCACUCUGAAGAGCUGGACCAAGCUGUGGUGUGUGCUGAAACCAGGCGUCCUGCUCAUCUAUAAAACCCACAAAAACGGCCAGUGGGUGGGAACGGUGCUGCUCAAUGCCUGCGAGCUCAUCGAGAGGCCGUCGAAGAAGGACGGCUUCUGCUUCAAGCUCUUCCACCCGCUGGAGCAGUCCAUCUGGGCUGUCAAGGGUCCAAAAGGAGAGGCAGUGGGCUCCAUCACUCAGCCAUUACCCAGCAGCCACCUCAUCUUCCGUGCUGCCUCUGAGUCUGAUGGUCGAUGCUGGAUGGAUGCCUUAGAGCUGGCCCUGAAGUGCUCCAGCCUGCUGAAGAGGACCAUGAUUCGCGAGGGGAAAGAUGACAUGAGCACAGUAGCCACUGGUGGAGAACACUCCAUAAAUUUUUACAGCCUCCUCAGAGCCCACAACAUCCACGGAUUCCAGUUCAAUGACAGUGACCAUUUGAAAGACCCAGACCUGUACUCAGACAAGUCAGAUCGGGAGGGGGAACAGGACCAUGAGGAGUCCGACCCAGAAGGCCUGGAGAAGAGCGAGGAGAGCGACAGCGACACGUCAGAGCGGCAGGACGACUCGUACAUCGACCUGGACCCCAAUGAACAUCUGCGGGAAACCCCGUACCUGGAGCAGUCCCAUGAGGAACUGGGAGAGGCUGGCGAGGCUGCCCAGACAGAGACAGUAUCAGAAGAGAAUAAAUCUCUGAUCUGGACUCUGCUGAAGCAGGUGCGUCCUGGCAUGGAUCUGUCCAAAGUGGUGCUGCCCACCUUCAUCCUGGAGCAAAGAUCCUUUCUGGACAAACUCUCUGACUACUACUACCACGCAGACUUCCUGUCAGAAGCUGCGAUAGAAGAGAACGCCUACAACCGGAUGAAGAAGGUGGUGAAGUGGUACAUCUCUGGAUUUUACAAAAAGCCAAAGGGGUUAAAGAAGCCUUAUAACCCCAUUAUUGGAGAAACGUACCGCUGCAUGUGGCUCCACCAGAAGACCAACAGCAAGACUUUCUACAUCGCAGAACAGGUUUCCCAUCAUCCUCCUGUGUCAGCCUUCUAUGUCAGCAACAGGAAGGAUGGAUUCUGCCUCAGUGGCAGCAUCCUCGCUAAGUCCAAGUUCUACGGAAACUCCCUGUCGGCCAUAUUAGACGGGGAGGGUCGGCUCACUUUCCUCAACAGAGGAGAGGACUAUGUGAUGAACAUGCCGUACGCUCACUGUAAAGGCAUCCUGUAUGGCACCAUGACCCUGGAGCUGGGCGGUCAGAUCACCAUUGUGUGUGAGAAAACAGGUUACAGUGCUCAGCUGGAGUUCAAGCUGAAGCCAUUCCUGGGCAGCAGUGACAGCGUCAAUCAGAUCUCUGGGAAGAUCAAGCUGGGAAAGGAAGUGUUAGCUACACUAGAAGGACACUGGGACAGUGAAAUCUUCAUCAACGACAAGAAGACGGGGACAGUGGAUACUUUCUGGAACCCGACGACAGAGCUGCGGCAGAGUCGACUGACCCGCUGCACCGUCCCACCAGAGGAGCAAGGAGAGUAUGAAUCAGAGAGACUGUGGCAGCAUGUGACCCGGGCCAUCAACAACAAGGACCAGACCGAAGCCACCAAUGAGAAGUUCAUCCUGGAGGAAGCUCAGAGGAAGUCCGCCCGGGAACGGAAAGCCAAGUGUGAGGACUGGAUCCCAGCCCUGUUCGAGCAGGACCCUAUCACCGGAGAGUGGCAUUACAGAUAUGCCGACACGAGGCCAUGGGAUCCGCUCAACGACUUGAUCCAGUUUGAGAAAGACGGCUGUAUCCAGACCAAGGUCCGACACCGCACCCCUAUGGUACGUUCUGGCAGUCUUAUUAGUCUGAGUAACCAGGGGCCGCGGAGGGACAAUUGCAAGUGCCAGGUGACGGUGCCAAAGAGGAAACACAAGAGCGACAAGCCCAAGAGCCCAGAGAGCGGCUGCUCUUCACCCGAACCCGACCGCCAAGACUCGUCUGGCAGCGAACGACACAAAAGCAAGCAUAACAGUCGGCUGAGGAAAAAAGGAGCAGACCUCAGUGAACUUCAAAGUGCCAUUGAAUCUAUAAAGCAGACGCAGGAGGACAUUAACAGGAACAUCAGCGUGCUGCGGAGUCGUGCGGCAGGCCGGGUGGAGGGAGGCUCUUUCCUCCAACAGCGUGACUACGUCAUCAUUGUUUUCCUCAUCCUCCUUCAGGUCCUGAUUAACUAUGUCUUCAAGUAGCAGCCAUACCCCACAGAGAGAGAGAGUGAUGCCCUCACACACACACACACACACACACACACACACACACACACACACACACACACACACACACACACACACACACACACACACACACAUAUACACAUUCAUGCAGUCUCUGAAUAUUAGGCAUCACAGUGGGGGGACUUAGAGACGUGAACUCUCAUAUCUCUCUUCUUCUCUGUCUUUAUUAAAUCUAACCACACACGUCCAGAAAAGCGGAGACUUCCACACAAGAGGAGACUUUUUUUUAAAACUUUUAUUUUUAACCAGUCCAUUCCAAAAACUCUGGGGAGAUCCACAGAUUUCAAAGCGAAGAGGAGCGGCGAUAAGGAGAAGUAGUUUGUGUGAUGAAGUCUCAACUGCCACUCUGGAGCUUAUUGAUUUGCCUUGAUUCAAGAGGCAAAGACAGCAGCCAUUUUUUAGCUGUUGUUUGUUUUUUUUUGUUGGAGUGAAACUACUCUGUGAUUCACAUUUCACCUCAAACAACAGGGAACCUUUUCACAUGGAGACGAGUACCACGUCUCAGAUGGUAAAAGAUAAAUAACAGAAAAUAACCUUUAAUUUUCAUGUUUUUUUUUAACUGUUUUGUUUCUUUGCUUGGUGUGUCCUUUGUGAAAGGGGUCUGCUUGGAACAAAAAGCGAUGAUAAGGGAGAGAAAAACGAAGUGGUCCAAUCUAUGUGACUUUUAUUUUUUUAUUAUCAGAUACUUUGAUAUCGGCUGGGGUUCACGGACGAGGAAGACGAGUAACACAAGUGAUAUUGUCAAAAGGAACAGAAGCUAUAAUUCCUGCUGUAUAAUAAAACUUCACCUUUUGCAUACAAAGUCAAUGUUGAAAGAAAAAAAUCAGAUGUUUGACACAGCGUCAUUGUAUACUGUAGGUAGCAUGUACAGACAGAGGAGCGUGGUUAGGACGUUAGCCCUAUGUACAGUAUUUUGUCUUAAGGCACAAAUGCACUGAAAUCGUCACUUAGUUGUGUUAAUAUAAUUUUUUAUUAUUCGUUCAACUUGAGUGGACAUAAGAAUAUUUUUGUGCUCUGAGGAGGUCUGGAGCCUCAAGAGGGGGUCAAAAAGUAUGAUUUUUAGGACUUUCCAUGAGCUUGAGUGGCCCUAGUUUCAGGUAAAGGGAGUUUAUAUGUUUUAAUCAAUGUCAGUAAAGUGAGGUAGUCUAGAAUCUGCCUUAUUUGACCUUAAGGCAACUAAAAAAGAAGCUUGUUUACUUUAUUGCUGAGAGUCAGAUGAGAAGAUCAAUACCACACUCGUAUAUGUCCAUUCAAUUCAACAAACAGCCAGGUAGCUUAGCUUAGCUUAGCAUAAAGACUUGAAACAAGCUAGCUAGCUAGCUUGGCUCUAUCUAAAGAUAAUAAAGCUCAAUAUUCUAAUGUAAGGGAUCAGUAGACUCAUCCUUCACGGUCCUGCAUCAGUUUGCUGGAGAGUAUUUUGCAAUAAUGACCCGCUCACUGUACAUUACCCUGCUUAUUUCAUGGCUGCCUACAAAAGAAAUCAAUAAUUUGACGCAAAAAUAUUGAUUUACAAAUUAUUUUCUUGCUUCAGCUAAAAAAUAGUCCAUUAGAUUCUCCGGUUGACCAGAAUUGCCAUUCAGAAAUAACAGGCCUUAGAGUGAUGCAAUUGACCAAUCACGAUGGAGUAUUGAUAAGAGCCAUGUAAUACAUGUUGUUGGGUUAAUCUGUACAAAACUACAGUAUAAAGACAACACAUAGUGGUUUUACAGAAGGUUUUGAGUUGGGCUUCGUCUUGUCAUGAGGUUGCAGAGACUUCAGGGAAGUUACUGUUACCUGGCUAAGUCUUUGUCAUUUUGAAACUUUUUACACUUUUUUGUACAAAUUUAAUAAAUUAAAUAAAAUAUGUUUAUUUGAGAGCUGGAGAGGUGCUGGCAGGGGUAAGCUAAGUGCUAUCAUUAGCUUUAUAUUAACUGUAAAGACAGAGUGGUGUCAAUCUUCUCAUCCAACUUAUGGUGAAUUAUUUAAAUACCAAAUUUAUACUGACAAGAUCCAUAAAGUUUAGCUGAUCUGAAGAAUGGUUUCCAAAUAUAUAAACAGACUCCAGACCGAGCCAUGGAAGAGAAAACCUCUAACACUCCCUGAGCUGCUGACUGCAGCGUCGUCAUUUCACCAUCAAUAAUUUCUUUCAGUGCUUUUGCGCCUCAGAUGUUAACCAGGAAAACUAGAAUAGUCACUUUAGUAAGCUACUAGUGGGAGGAGGAGAUAGACUUUUUCUAAUUACUACUAUCACCACAGUAAACCAUUCCAAAUGUACGCAAGUACCAGCCAAACUCGGUGUGUAGAAUAGGAGUCGGGCCCGUUCACUGUGUAAAUAUCCGACGGGACGACUUGUUCCUCGCGAGUAGCGCGCAGCGUUUUAACACCAAGGUUCACAAUACAGACACCUGCUCUGUGCACAAGCCAGUCUCUUCAACCUUGUGUGUCUUUCUGUCCACUGCUCUGUAGAUACACAUAGACAAGGGCAAAAAAUAAACAAAUUGUGGGGGACACAGUUAGAUUCCAAUGCAAAUUUAUCCAAAUGGCCUCAAGACAUUAAGUUUUUGGACAUUUUUGAGGAAACAUGGUUCUCAUUUGUUGCCUUCCUCUUUGGAAACGUGAAUUUUAGCAUUUUAAAGUCUCAGAAAUAAAUGGCGGGCAUAAUACACUGGAAAUGCACAGGCUUAUUAGGACUAUGGCUUAUGAGGCCUGACUGAGUAAAGGGCUGUGUUUAGCACUCACAUUGGGUUGAGUGGCAAUAUUGUAUGAAUACAUGGACGACAAGUAAUUGCUUUUAGUCCACUAGAUGGUGCUGAGUUGAGAUGUUUUAUUUAAUUCCAAUGUAAUAAUUUACUUUUUAUUAAUUCCCCGGUUGCUUUGUUCUACCUGUACAGUAAUUAAUCAGGAUAUAUCGCAAGUUCUGUUAUCGUAAUACACAGCACAAUACAAAAUGGUAUUAAGUAUUGUGAUAAUAUCGUAUCGUGACCCCUCCUAUCACACAGGGAUAUCGUUUGCGUUAAAGAGUCAAAUGGCUGAAGAUAGAUCACAGCACUGUUAUUUAACUGCCGGGAGUUUGAACAAACCACUCUCUGCUAUGAAUCUUUUUACUGUUAGUUAAAAGUCAAAACAGUGUUUUUUAAAAUCGCUACAGUAUCACAAAUCAUAAAAUCGCGAUAUCUCAAGUGUAUCGAUAUUUUCUAAGUUUAAAACCAAGGAUGAAGGCAGCAUAUUAGAAUCCAUACUUGACCUUUUAACGCGUCAGGAUUUUCUCCUAAUAAAUAACUACUAAUUUAAAAAGAUCCAGACCACUUAUGGACCGUAUCUGAACAUUGAUUUUGUAUCUCUUGGCCUGUCAUGACGUUAGCCUUGUCGACGUUUACAUAUCCGAUUGCCUCCGCCGUCAGCAGACUGUUGAGCGAUGAAAACUUUGUAAUGCUAACACAGGUAUAAAGAAGAACUGGUAGCAUCGUCGGGAGCCAGCUGUACCCCUGCAAGUUACCCGGCUGGCCCGUGUGUAUCUGUACGUGUAUUUUUGUGUAUCCUCAUUGCCUCGAUCGCUCAUCUUAAAUAGAGAUUCCAGAUGUUAGAAUGUGGAGAAAUAACCAGUGCCUUCUAGAGUCGGACUGGGGAGGGGGUAGAUGGGGGGUGUAGCGGUGGUGAUAGGAGGUGGGGGGGGUGUCGGGGGGGUGGUGUGGAGCACAAACAGUGAACUAACAAAGAUGGGUUAAAUCAUUGGUGGGGGGGACUCGGACUCGGGCUGUAGUCACUAUAGUGUUUUAGAGCGGACGUGCCAUACGAAGCCUUAGUCGGCUCCAAAGCUCGCCACCCCACCCAGCUCCCGCCCCCCCCUCCUGCAGCGUCGCCAUAGUAACUCACCCCGUAGGUUUCCGGAUGCUGAUUCCUGCCACAGGAGAGAGAGAGAGAGGGAGGAGAAGAGACCCCUCCUUGCCCCUCUCUCGCUCUCUCACCACACCAAAUUCAGAGGGAAAUAAACAUCUCUGCUGUCUGUUGUUGUUGUUGCUGUAUCUGUAAAAUAAGACGUUUAUUUAUUCCUCUUUUGUAUGUGGGUUUAUGUUCACUUUUUUUCUGCUUGUAGCAUUAGAUCAAUGUUCUCUUUUCGUGUAUUUCAAUGCUGAUUUUACACACAGUUGGUUUUAUCCCACUCCUCGUUUUACUUGACGUCACACACAAGCGACUGUUCUCAACUUGUGCACACUGUCAAUGUCAACUGCCCCCCAAUCCCCCUAACCCCCCCACACACACCUAACCCUUUUCCUAUCUGAG